UCUUGAUAAAUAAAAACGUAAAGAUGUCGGCUGAAGAAUAUGAUACUGAAAUGGACUACUCAGACUCUGACUGUGGAGAUCCUGGUUAUGAAGACUAUUAUAAUGUUCAACCAUGGGAUGGUGAAGGUGACAAUGAUAUAGAUAAUGAUCAAAGCAGGAGAGAUCCAGAGUAUGCUGUAUAUGAUUGUUUAAGAAUUGAAGAAAUGGAAAGACUUUUAAAUGAAGAUGUAGAGAUGUUGAGUAAUAGUCUUCGCAUAACACCAUCCUUAGCCAAAGUUCUACUACACGCACACAAUUGGGCAUUACAGGAAAUCAUUACAAAAUACCAUACCAAUGCUUCCAGUUUAUUAAUUAAUUCGAAAAUAAAACCAGUACCUCCAUUGGAUUCACUGGCAGGGUUAAAGAGUCAAAGGGGUGGACUAUGUUCAGUUUGUGUUACAAUUUGUCCAGCUGAAAAAUUUUCUACUUUAACAUGUGGACAUUCAUUUUGUAAAGACUGUUGGUGCAUGCAUUUUGAAGUACAAAUAACUCAAGGUAUUUCUACAGGAAUAAGUUGCAUGGCACAAGAUUGCAAUGUCUUAGCUCCAGAAGAUUUUGUUUUAUCUCUACUUACAAAGCCUAACAUGAGGGAAAGGUAUCAACAGUUUGCUUUUUGUGAUUAUGUUAAAUCCCAUCCACAACUAAGGUUUUGUCCUGGGCCCAAUUGCCAAAUGGUUAUGCGUUCAAAAGAGCAAAGGGCAAAAAGAGUGAUGUGUUCAUCAUGUAAAACUGUGUUUUGCUUCCGUUGUGGUAUUGAUUACCAUGCACCUACUGACUGUAAUACAAUGAAGAAGUGGUUAACAAAGUGUGCAGAUGAUUCAGAGACAGCUAAUUAUAUUAGUGCCCACACCAAAGAUUGUCCAAAAUGUCAUAUUUGCAUAGAGAAAAAUGGUGGCUGCAACCAUAUGCAAUGUUAUAAUUGUAAGUUCGAAUUUUGUUGGAUGUGCCUUGGAGAUUGGAAAGCACACGGAGGUGAAUAUUACGUGUGUUCACGUUACAAGGAGAAUCCUAACAUUGCUCAUGACAACGUACUCGCACAAGCACGAGAAGCUCUUAAAAAAUAUCUUCAUUACUAUGAAAGAUGGGAAAACCAUAGUAAAUCGUUAAAAUUGGAAGAACAAAGUCUCGAGGCCAUAAAAAUGCAAAUAAAUAAAAAAGUAAUGAACUCGAGCGGAACAUGGAUCGAUUGGCAACAUUUAUUUGCGGCUGCAUCGCUUUUAACACGUUGCCGUUAUACUUUACAGUAUACUUAUCCUUAUGCUUAUUAUAUGGAGCCUGGACCGCGUAAAGAAUUGUUUGAGUAUCAGCAAGCUCAAUUAGAAGCGGAAAUAGAAGAUCUUUCGUGGAAGAUAGAACAUGCUGAAACAACAAAUCGCGGUGACCUGGAGAAUCAAAUGGACAUUGCUGAAAAACGUCGAGUUACUUUACUGAAGGACUUCCUCGAGGUUUAAACACCAAGCGAACGUGAAUUUUGUUAUACAAUCAUUGCAAUCUCUCUUGCAGUCAGGCCAAACUUAUGAAACAGCUAUAGUUUAGUUCUAUUUACAAACGAAUAUCUUAUAUAUUCCAACAGGUAUUACUUUGUAUGUGGUACAUAUUAGUUAAUCAUUUGCCAUUUAAAAGAAAAAAAAAAGGAAAGAAUUCGGAACAGUACUUAGGAUCAUUUUAGUUGAUAAUGUUGCAGAGAAUAGAA
This is a messenger RNA of Habropoda laboriosa, 1732 nucleotides long. RefSeq names its product protein ariadne-2 (gene ari-2). Gene Ontology annotation, molecular function: ubiquitin protein ligase activity; ubiquitin conjugating enzyme binding; zinc ion binding. Gene Ontology annotation, biological process: ubiquitin-dependent protein catabolic process; protein polyubiquitination; positive regulation of proteasomal ubiquitin-dependent protein catabolic process. Lineage: Eukaryota; Metazoa; Arthropoda; Insecta; Hymenoptera; Apidae. The record is from RefSeq and is a predicted model, not a curated record. The transcript is spliced from 7 exons. Gene Ontology annotation, cellular component: cytoplasm; ubiquitin ligase complex. Bases 24 to 1490 code for a protein of 488 amino acids.